CUAGUGUUCCAUAGUCAAAUGUCAAACUCACGACGUCACGCGACCAACUCUAGAAUAUUCAUAAGACGACGAGGAAAAAUUGCAAGUUCGACUUCUGCUACCUGCGAAAUAAUGUUUCGUCGUUGAAAGAUGUUGCGAACGUUUCAAACACAUUUCUUAUUGUUGCACAAGUGGAGCUUUAUCGUCGGGAUCUUAUUACUGUAUGAUGUAUCACGACAUGUGUCGCACGGGAUCGAGACGAUUAACCUCAAAAAUGAGAAUAUUACCGAUAACAAGGUCACGUUUGCGGUGACGGACAGUCCAAGUACUUUACAUACCACGACAAAUGUCAGUAUUUCAGCAGAAUUGUCUAGCACAGCGCGAUUCGCUAACAGUACAAACAUUAUCGAUAGUCACAACGCUAGUUCAACCUCCACUGUAAAACCUGUUACAUCUCUAAAUACACCUGUACAGACUGAUAAUAUUGUCAACGACCGGACGACAGAGAAAAUCGAUACGGUAUCGCCGAGUUUUAUCAACGUUAAGAAUGCAACGAUCAUCUCUAUAUCAUCGCAGAGUCCAGAUGUUGUCAACUCAACAAACACCAGCACAACCACCGUUGCUCCAGCGGAACCAGUCCUUCCCGACAAAGGUUCCGCUGAGGAAGAGCAUAACAGCUCCAUGUCCAUAUUCUUUGUAUUGUGUGUCUUAGCACUAGGCAUAUUAUUAAUACAUCUGAUGCUGCAAACCAAUUUCCAGUACCUUCCUGAAUCAGUAGUGAUUGUCUUCUUGGGAGCUGCGAUUGGCAUGAUUAUAAAUCUUAUGUCGCAUCAGAAUAUAGCCAACUGGAGAAAAGAGGAGGCUUUCUCGCCGACCGCAUUUUUCCUGGUUCUGCUUCCGCCCAUUAUAUUCGAAUCGGGAUAUAAUUUGCAUAAGGGAAAUUUCUUCCAAAACAUCGGCAGUAUUUUGGUAUUUGCUAUUUUUGGAACAGCUAUCUCUGCAUUUGUCAUCGGCGCCGGGAUAUAUCUGCUAGGUUUGGCGCAAGUAGCGUACAAGCUCAGUUUCGUCGAGAGUUUUGCAUUUGGAUCAUUAAUAUCAGCAGUAGAUCCUGUUGCCACAGUUGCAAUUUUUCAUGCUCUUGAUGUCGAUCCAGUCUUGAAUAUGUUAGUUUUUGGAGAAUCAAUUUUGAAUGAUGCUAUUUCCAUUGUAUUGACAACUUCUGUCUUGGAAUCCAACAAUGCGACAACAACCAGUGAGGCUAUAAUACUUGGCUUGAAUCGAUUUUGCCUCAUGUUCUUUGCGUCAGCCGGAAUUGGCGUUGUUUUUGCUUUAAUAAGUGCAUUACUGUUAAAGCAUGUAGAUCUGAGGAAGAAUCCAUCUUUAGAGUUUGGCAUAAUGUUAGUGUUCACAUAUGCCCCAUAUGUUUUAGCAGAAGGCAUACAAUUGUCAGGAAUUAUGGCAAUUUUAUUUAAUGGAAUAGUCAUGUCACACUAUACACAUUUCAAUUUAUCAACUGUUACACAGAUUACAAUGCAGCAAACAAUGCGAACUCUAGCCUUUAUAGCUGAGACUUGUGUUUUUGCAUACUUGGGAUUAGCGUUAUUUAGUUUUAGACAUAGGUUUGAGCCAGCGUUAGUCGUUUGGUCCUUAAUCUUGUGUCUGAUUGGAAGAGCUGCCAACAUCUUUCCACUGGCCUUACUCGUUAAUCGUUUCCGCGAGCAUCAAAUCACGAAGAAAAUGAUGUUUAUCAUGUGGUUUAGCGGCUUGCGCGGUGCUAUAUCAUAUGCACUAUCACUUCAUUUAGAUUUCAGUGAUGAAACACGUCAUGUUAUUAUAACAACGACGCUCAUAAUCGUAUUGUUUACGACGUUAAUAUUUGGAGGUUCUACUAUGCCUCUGUUAAAAUUCUUGAGAGCCGAAAAGAAACAGAAGAGUAAUAGCAGAAGAAAGAAGAAGGAUAAGGAAGUUUCAUUGAGUAAAACUAGAGAAUGGGGACAAACUAUAGAUUCUGAACACUUGUCGGAACUCACAGAGGAGGAAAUGGAAGUAUCUUUUCUACAAUCGCGAAUUCGUGGUUUUGCAAGAUGGGAUCUGAAAUUUUUCAUUCCGUUCUUUACAAGGCGAUUCACACAACAGGAGUUAAAAGACUGUAAAUCACAGAUGACAGAUUUAACGAAUCAAUGGUACCAAGCUAUCAGAAUCAGUCCAAUAGAAUCGGAUGAAGAGGCAACCACGGCAUCGACCGCCCAAUUAAACCUGAACAUUAGUAAAACAGCCAAGGAACAAUCACAUGGAAAAGAGAAGAAUGGGCGUCCUAGACACGGAAUUGAGGAGGAUUGGUCUGAUUAAUGUCCAACUUAUUCCCACUAAUGUUGCGAAUUAUAUUUACUUGCCUGUAUUAAAUUUUUCAUAUAAUUUUUUAUAUAAUUUUUCAUAUAAUUAUAUAUUUGUUAUGAAUAUAUGAAUAGAAGAGAAUAUAUUAUUUACACAAUCUGAUAUUUUUAUCGGUAUUAGAGAUACAUGCAAA
Camponotus floridanus (Florida carpenter ant) is the source of this 2506-nucleotide messenger RNA. It is a transcript of the gene Nhe1, whose product is annotated as sodium/hydrogen exchanger 8. Gene Ontology annotation, molecular function: sodium:proton antiporter activity. Bases 130 to 2328 code for a protein of 732 amino acids. Lineage: Eukaryota; Metazoa; Arthropoda; Insecta; Hymenoptera; Formicidae. The record is from RefSeq and is a predicted model, not a curated record. The transcript is spliced from 5 exons. Gene Ontology annotation, biological process: regulation of pH; proton transmembrane transport; sodium ion transport. Gene Ontology annotation, cellular component: Golgi apparatus; membrane.